Molecule: messenger RNA, 537 nt
Organism: Protobothrops mucrosquamatus (brown spotted pit viper)
Lineage: Eukaryota; Metazoa; Chordata; Lepidosauria; Squamata; Viperidae
Product: dol-P-Glc:Glc(2)Man(9)GlcNAc(2)-PP-Dol alpha-1,2-glucosyltransferase
Exons: 4
Biological process (GO): protein N-linked glycosylation; dolichol-linked oligosaccharide biosynthetic process
Cellular component (GO): endoplasmic reticulum
Molecular function (GO): dolichyl pyrophosphate Glc2Man9GlcNAc2 alpha-1,2-glucosyltransferase activity
Source: RefSeq, a predicted model, not a curated record
GAGGCCCCCGCAGCGCUUGGGCCAAACCGGACGGGAGCCGCGCCAUGGAGCGCUCCGAGGUCUCCUGCUUCUCGGCGGCCUUUAGCUGCACCUUCCUCGCCUCCUGCCUGCUCUUCUCGGCGUUCAACCGGCAACAGCGGGCGGCCUACAUGGACGAGGCCUUCCACGUUCCGCAGGCGCAAGCUUAUUGCGCGGGUCGGUUCCAGCAGUGGGAUCCAAUGAUCACCACUUUGCCUGGUUUGUACUUGCUGUCAGUUGGAAUUCUGAAGCCCACAGCCUGGCUGUUCGGGUGGUCCGAAAGCCUCUUCUGCUCUACAGGGAUCCUCCGAUUCAUUAAUCUGCUUUUCAGCACUGGAAACUUCUAUUUAUUAUAUUUGCUCUUCUGCAGGAUACACCCUAAAAAGAUCACACCUGCCAACUUCUUCAGUAUACAGGGAUGUAAACCACCUGGUACUGGCAAUUUUAAUAAUCUAAGGGUGGAAGGAAUGACCGAACUGCCAUCGUAUAAUAACACCAUCAGUGACUUCCUUUUCAGAG